CUUCGCCCGCCGGCCUCCGCGUCCCAGAAUCCAAGAUGGCGGGCUCCUGGCAAAGGGGUCUCCAGGCCGGAGCUCGGCCGUUUCUCUGCGCCCUGCUCCUGUCGCUCAGCCGGUUGGGCGGAGGCGACGGCAUGGGAGGCCACCCUGCAGCCGCCGGCGUCGCGGGUACCCCGGCCGCGCAGCCACAUCGCCGUUUCGAGUACAAAUACAGCUUCAAGGGGCCGCACCUGGUGCAAAGCGACGGGACCGUGCCCUUCUGGGCCCACGCGGGGAAUGCUAUUCCAAGUUCAGAUCAGAUUCGAAUAGCUCCAUCAUUAAAAAGCCAAAGAGGGUCAGUGUGGACAAAGACAAAAGCAGCCUUUGAGAACUGGGAAGUGGAGGUGACAUUUCGAGUGACAGGAAGAGGUCGAAUAGGAGCCGAUGGCCUAGCAAUUUGGUAUACAGAAAAUCAAGGCUUGGAUGGCCCUGUGUUUGGCUCAGCAGAUAUGUGGAAUGGUGUUGGAAUAUUUUUCGAUUCUUUUGACAAUGAUGGAAAGAAAAAUAAUCCUGCUAUAGUAAUUAUAGGCAACAAUGGACAGAUACAUUAUGACCAUCAAAAUGAUGGUGCUAAUCAAGCUUUAGCAAGUUGCCAAAGGGACUUUCGUAAUAAGCCCUAUCCUGUCCGGGCUAAGAUUAUAUACUACCAGAGAACACUGACAGUAAUGAUAAAUAAUGGCUUCACACCAGAUAAAAAUGAUUAUGAAUUUUGUGCAAAAGUGGAAAAUAUGGUUAUUCCUGCCCAAGGGCACUUUGGGAUAUCUGCUGCAACAGGGGGUCUUGCAGAUGACCAUGAUGUCCUUUCUUUUCUGACUUUCCAAUUGACUGAGCCUGGAAAAGAACCACCUACACCAGAUAAAGAAAUUUCAGAAAAAGAAAAAGAAAAGUAUCAAGAGGAAUUUGAGCACUUUCAACAAGAAUUGGAUAAAAAAAAGGAGGAAUUCCAGAAGGGCCACCCUGACCUUCAAGGGCAGCCUGCGGAAGAAAUAUUUGAGAGCGUAGGAGAUCGUGAGCUAAGACAAAUCUUUGAAGGACAGAAUCGUAUUCAUCUUGAAAUCAAGCAGCUGAACCGACAGUUAGAUAUGAUUCUUGAUGAACAGAGAAGAUAUGUCUCUUCCUUGACAGAGGAGAUCUCUAAAAGAGGAGCAGGAAUCACAGGGCAGCCUGGGCAGGUCAUGCAACAAGAAGUGGAUACAGUUGUGAAAACUCAGCAUGAGCUUCUGAGACACGUAAAUGAAAUGAAGAAUUCCAUGAGUGAAACCCUCAGACUGGUCAGUGGAAUACAGCAGCCCAGCUCCGCAGGAGGCGCCUAUGAGACCACGCAGCACUUCAUUGACAUCAAAGAGCACCUGCACUUAGUGAAGAGGGACAUAGAUAACUUGGUGCAGCGAAAUGCGCCAUCAAAUGAAAAGCCAAGAUGCCCAGAACUACCGCCAUUUCCAUCAUGUUUAUCUACAAUCCACUUUGUUAUAUUUGUGGUGGUACAAACGGUGUUAUUCAUCGGUUACAUUAUGUAUAGGACUCAGCAAGAAGCAGCUGCCAAAAAAUUCUUUUGACCACCAUUUUCAUAUGUGUACAUCUCAUAUGUACGUACAAAAUGUUGUCUUUUUGAGGGGGUUUAAGUAUUUAAAUUGCUUCAUCGUCUAAAUUAUUACAUUUUGUAUAAAAUAACUGUCUCAACAUUGAUUUGCCAUAAGAAUAAACCUUCAAAGACAACCACAUGUACAUUUGUUCAUGGUACAUACAUCUGUUUAAAUGUCAGUGGAUUUCUGGUCAGUAGAAUUCAGCCACUGAGCAGAAUACUGGAAAAUAAGAAGGUGAAUCGGAAAAUGGGGACAGUCCCUGGAUAUGCGUGUUAGCCCAGUCUCCAGUAUUGGAGGCUUCUUUAUUUAAUACAAACACACUUGCCCUGCAGCUUCCCGGAGUAAGAGUUCUCCACAAGGUUUAUUUUAUAACCAAAGUAUUUUUUAGAGAUCAAAAUUUCCUAAUAAGACCCAGUCCUGCGGUCCUUUCAUCUUAAUAUAGUUCCCUUUGAAAGCAAAGAAUAUUUGGUCUGAGAACUUUAGGAUCUGGGUAUAUAGACUUCAGAAUGUUCAUUGAAAUGUACACCAUGAAAUGUUCCUGUUCGUCAGUGGCAUAUUUCACUUUUAGAGGAAGUUUUGGAGGAAAAUGAAGAGCUGCUUCUUACCUAACAAACCAUGUAGGUGAACACAUUCCCGUGCUGAUGGUCCGUAUGGCUGUCCUGCCUGGCAAUGUAGUCACUUCAUGAUGGCCUGUGUUUUCCAAUGUCUUCAUUCCAGUGAUGUCAGUUUAGUAUUAUGAAAAUAAUUUUUGUAUUAUAUGUGUAAUUUAAGGAAUUUUGUCAUUUUGUACAGCAUGGAAAUUCAGCUCAGAUUAUACGUUCCGUGGAUAUUUUAAGUUCAUCAAAGCUACCACUACAUUGCUCCAUGCAGCGCGGAGUUUGUGACUGUUUGCACACACUUAGGAAGGCUGUAGUAGACGCAGUUUUAAGGGUUUUGAAGGCAGAAUUCAAAAAAUAAGUAAAUAUUUCUAACUUUUUUCCUUUUAACUCCAGAAGCAAAGAUAUUGUGAACCACUUCUAGUAAACAUAACCCUGAAAUGUCAGACUGGGAGGGCUUUUUAUGGUCUUUGUAUUUCUAGGUAUUACUGAAGCAGUCUGUAAAUGACAUUUAAGAUGCAGAUUUAUGUUUGUUUCACCACUGAUGUAGACUGAUUUUUGCUGGCUUCAAAAUAGUCUUUUAUCUCUUUUAGCUGAAGUCGUCUUUCAUUUGCCGUAGAAUGGCAAAUACCAUUUAUGAAAUAAUACUAUUAAUUUCUUUCAAACCUUCCUAAGUUUGCACUCAAAUGUCAUUUACAGAUUAGACUGAAGCCCUAAAAUCUGUACAGACCCUGUGAAGAACCCUGUGCUGUGGCGAUCCCUAACUGGCGCCGUGUGCAGCGUCUCCCCUACUCUCUGUGCGAGCAUUAUCCUAGCGCGCCGAGAGCCUGUGCUGGUGGUGAUUGGCUCUGCUUCAGUCCCUUGAGCGUGGGAAAUGCUUCUCCAGUGUUUUCCCUUUGUACUGUUAACCUUUCUUUUUCUGUUUGUUAGGUUUUUGUUUUUUUUUUCAGUUUGCUAGAGGGUGUGUACACUCACUAGAGAGAGAGAGAGAGAGAAGGAGGGUGAGACACAUACCCCAGUGGGGGGGUGGCCAAGCCACAGUCCCUUCUCCAUCUCUUCCUCCUUUGGGGAUUUUGCCAUCACACCUGCCUAGCAUGCUUCUUAAGCCAGGACUCGAACUGCAA
Tupaia belangeri chinensis (Chinese tree shrew) is the source of this 3339-nucleotide messenger RNA. RefSeq names its product lectin, mannose binding 1 (gene LMAN1). The coding region runs from base 36 to 1592 and encodes 518 amino acids. Gene Ontology annotation, cellular component: COPII-coated ER to Golgi transport vesicle; Golgi membrane; endoplasmic reticulum-Golgi intermediate compartment. Gene Ontology annotation, biological process: endoplasmic reticulum to Golgi vesicle-mediated transport. Gene Ontology annotation, molecular function: D-mannose binding. The transcript has 13 exons. The record is from RefSeq and is a predicted model, not a curated record. NCBI's taxonomy places the organism in Eukaryota, Metazoa, Chordata, Mammalia, Scandentia, Tupaiidae.